Messenger RNA from Spodoptera exigua (beet armyworm), 736 nucleotides. NCBI's taxonomy places the organism in Eukaryota, Metazoa, Arthropoda, Insecta, Lepidoptera, Noctuidae. The record is from the annotation of a GenBank genome assembly.
AUAAUCUGUAGCCAGUUUCUGUCAUACUUGUCACAAUCAUAAUCAUUUUCUUAAACGUCAAAUUGACUUAAGUUUGUAAGCAAGUUCGUUUCAGAUUUUCAAGAAAGUAAAUAAAAACUGAUUACCAGUAGCAGAACUAAUAAACCUCCAAAAAAUGAAUCACAAUCAAAUGAACAUGCAUGUUCCUAUGAAUACCGUUGGCGGUACCCCGAAUGUGGGGAUGCAAAUGCCUGUGCCAGGCACAAUAAUGCAGCAGCAAUCGCCUCAGCAAAUGCAGCAACCUGUGAUGCCUCAGCAACCACAACAGCAGGACAAAAUGGACAAUAUAUCAAGAGUUAAGACUCUCAUGGGAUCGCUCCGUGAAUCAAUACCUAUGACAUUAAAGUCGGCAGCGCAGAUUUUACACCAGAACCAUAAUUUAGAUUCAAAUUCACAAAAAGGCAUAGACAACCCAGUACCAAGAUUUGAUAAAAAUCUAGAGGAGUUCUUCUCAAUUUGUGAUCAAAUGGAGCUGCAUCUGCGGACUGCAAUAACGUGUAUUCAACAAGCGCAGUCAGCGGCUCACUACCUGCCUCUGAGCAUCAUGCCUUCGAGGCUGGACACUGGACCGGCAACCACGGACACAAGUCUUAGUUACCCUCAGUACCUGAACACAGUUCGGCUUCAAAUCACAUACGCCAAGGACAUACACGAUACGCUCGUGGCAGCCGCACAGAACAUCUCACCAACUGAGUAG